CCGGAGCUCUUGGCUUUGACUGGGAAGUCGAUUGUCUCCGGCGGCUGCGUUUGCACUUAGGCUGGGGCUCCGAGGCGGGGAGGAAGCGGGCGUGUGCGGACGGGCUCGGUGACCCUCAUCGUGGAAUAAACAGGAAGCGGAGGAGCACCCCGCCGUGCCCCGCACUUGCCUUUGUUGGGGGCUCUGCUCUGAACAGCCCCGAGGAAGCGUCCCCAGGACCCCGGCCCGGAGCGCCGCCCCCGGGGACUGGGGGUGCACUCUGUGGUUCAAGUUCUACAGUUGUCACAUUAGACUUCCUUCUCCUGUGGGCUCUUUUCAGGACCUGACAUCGAGUUUCAUGCAAGAGCAGAGGUGGAGCACAGAGAGCAGCAGAUCAGAACAGGCUGGGCUCCCUUGGUGAGGCUGAGACUGUGGAAGAUGCUGACUGCCGCGAGGCUGAGGAGGCCUUCGUUUUGAGGUGGGAGAGCAGGUCUCAGGGGGACAGCUUCUCCACUCCUGGCUCACCAUGGCUUCAGUGCUCUGGUUGGACAGCUGACGUGACCGUGUGCCCCACACGCUGCUGGACUGCGUGCUGUCCAGGUACUGCCUGCUCACAGGGUGUGGGAGCACGGCCAGUGGGCAUCAGAUGCUCCUGAAAGCUGGACCGGCAGAGCGAUGGACUUGGACAGGCUAAGAUGGAAGUGACCUGAGGCCUCGCCCAGGCAGUUUCCUCGUGACAGGACAGCUUGAGAGUCGAAACACAAGCUUGUCUGGGGAGCAGUAUGCAGGAAGCUGGUUUUCAGGCCACAAAUGCUUUCACAGAGUGCAAAUUCACCUGCACCAGCGGUAAAUGCUUGUAUCUUGGUUCACUGGUCUGUAACCAGCAGAACGACUGCGGGGACAACAGUGACGAAGAAAACUGUCUCCUAGUGACCGAGCACCCACCUCCAGGCAUCUUCAACUCGGAGCUGGAAUUCGCCCAGAUCGUCAUCAUCAUUGUGGUGGUGACAGUGAUGGUUGUGGUUAUCGUCUGCCUUCUGAACCACUACAAAGUCUCCACACGGUCCUUCAUCAACCGCCAGAGCCAGAGCAGGAGGCAGGAGGACGGGCUACCUCCGGAAGGGUGCCUGUGGCCUUCUGACAGUUCCGCGCCGAGGCCGGGGGCCUCAGAGAUCAUGUACGCCCCGCGGGCCAGGGACCGGUUCGCCGCGCCCGCGUUCAUGCAGAGGGACCGGUUCAGCCGCUUCCAGCCCACCUACCCCUACGUGCAGCACGAGAUCGACCUGCCGCCCACCAUCUCGCUGUCGGAUGGCGAGGAGCCGCCGCCCUACCAGGGUCCCUGCACCCUGCAGCUGCGCGACCCCGAGCAGCAGCUGGAGCUCAACCGCGAGUCCGUGCGGGCCCCGCCCAACCGGACCAUCUUCGACAGUGACUGGCUCGACCCGGCCGCGUGCAGCGCGGGGCCCUGCCCGCCCAGCAGCCACUCGGGCAUCAGCGCGGCCACGGGCAGCAGCAGCGGCAGGAUGGAGGGGCCGCCGCCGCCCUACAGCGAGGCCAUGGGCCGCUACCCCGGCGCCGCCUUCUUCCAGCACCAGCACGGCCGCGGCCCCGCGGGCGCCAGCGCGCCCACCAAGGGCAAGGACGGGAAGCCCGGCGGAAGCCUGGUCUGACCCAGGAGGGAAACCGAGGCAGGACGAGGCCGCUGCGCAGCCCCGCCCGGGGGGCCCGUGUUGUCCAGUCUCACGUGGUACAACUGAGUAAAGCCAAACGUGCAAACGUG
Molecule: messenger RNA, 1759 nt
Organism: Perognathus longimembris pacificus (Pacific pocket mouse)
Lineage: Eukaryota; Metazoa; Chordata; Mammalia; Rodentia; Heteromyidae
Gene: Ldlrad4
Product: low density lipoprotein receptor class A domain containing 4
Exons: 7
Coding region: 762-1649 (295 amino acids)
Biological process (GO): negative regulation of transforming growth factor beta receptor signaling pathway
Cellular component (GO): Golgi membrane; early endosome membrane
Molecular function (GO): R-SMAD binding
Source: RefSeq, a predicted model, not a curated record